Iphiclides podalirius (scarce swallowtail) is the source of this 303-nucleotide messenger RNA. NCBI's taxonomy places the organism in Eukaryota, Metazoa, Arthropoda, Insecta, Lepidoptera, Papilionidae. The record is from the annotation of a GenBank genome assembly.
AUGGAUUUAAAUAGACUACCCAACGAUAAGAAACUACAGCUUUGCAGGUGGUAUUUUAAAGUCGGCUGCAUUCUAUUACCUUUCGUGUGGGCGGUGAAUGCGGUCUGGUUUUUCAAAGAAGCUUUUAUAAAGCCACCAUUUGAAGAGCAGAAACAGAUAAAGAAAUAUGUACUAAUGAGUGCUGGUGGUGCUGCCGUUUGGGCAUGCUCACUUGCAGCUUGGGUAUCAGUGUUCCAGACACGGCGUGUUACCUGGGGGGCUAUUGGAGAUUCUCUCUCCUUCAUUGUGCCACUUGGACAAGCU